This is a messenger RNA of Topomyia yanbarensis, 2701 nucleotides long. RefSeq lists its product as uncharacterized. The record is from RefSeq and is a predicted model, not a curated record. The coding region runs from base 1602 to 2198 and encodes 198 amino acids. The transcript is spliced from 6 exons. NCBI's taxonomy places the organism in Eukaryota, Metazoa, Arthropoda, Insecta, Diptera, Culicidae.
AUCGACGGGUUCGGUUGUAAAUAAUAGACGAUCUUCCAAUCGCGUAGAGAAAGAUAGUUAAUACUUGAGAGUUUUCCGUCAGUUGUUGUUGGCUCUGGUGUCCUAUAUGUGUGUUUCCAACACAACCGUUUGUCAUCAAGCGAAUCCCCAGUUUCGCAGUAAAUAAAGCUGUAGAUGACCACCGUAUCCGGAAUGGAGAGGAAUAAAACAUGUGGGUCAAGUGAUACCUGGGUUGCUGUUUGUGAUGAUGUUGAAAGUGUAAAGUGAUUAGUGAAUUACAGGAAUUACACUUCCAUGUCACAGAAAGAGGGAUUGCCGUUGGUACGGGCGAUUAGCAGGCGAGUGAUUAGUGAAGCAUGGCAUUUUCCGUGCUUAUCUGGCAUCCACUGUGUUUACGCAUCGCUCUCGGCGAGCGAGGGGUGGAAGUAAUGUCAGGGCAGUGAUGGCUAUUUUUGUAUAUCGGUGAACCGAGAAAAUUGCAAACAAGUUGUUUUUCGUUCGUGUUUCCGAGAAAAAAUUCGGAACAUUGUCACAUGUGAUACCGUCCUGGUAGUGAUUAUUUACAAAUUCAUCAUCGUUCGCCCUGAAGGAAAAUACUGAAAUUUAUACAGUUUGGUUGAAUUGACCAGGAAUUUUCUUCCGAGAAUAUGCUCUUGGUUCGGUGAACGUGGAUUGCGAUACACCCGAGCGGUUUCUACGGGUUGAUGAAACUCCCAUAUUCCAACAGUUAGUGAUACGAACGUAGCUUCGGAAGAAAUGUGCUGACAGCAGACGAAUCAAGUGUGGUGCUUUUCAAACCAGGGAAAAGGGAUUCAGUACUAAUUAACCGACGGUGUUGCGUGGUGAUAUGUAGCUGUCGGGAAGAACACGUGCCAUCUUAUAUCAUUAAUUACAAAUCUUUGGAAGAUUUCACGAGGAGCGAUUAUUCGAGUGGCCUGAACCGGAAUAUGUAGUGUCGAAGUGAAUUCAACAAGCCUCCCCAUGCCUGCUAGUAAACAAGGGGGAGUUCAAAGGGAAAUUGGAUCAAAUGAAGGAAGAAGCUAGGCAGGCCGGUAUCGAUAAUCCCGUCUCUCACUGUGCAUCAAAAUCGAACGAGUAGAUAUUAUGUAACGAACUGGAUUAAACCAACAGGCAGUAACCAAUAAAGCAACAUGUACGGAUAGAUGAUUACCAUAUUCUGUCGGAUGUUUACGCUCGGUUUUAGGAUUCUCAUCCUGUCUGCAUCAUACGGCAAUCAGUGUGAUAGGCGUGUUUAAUUGGAUUUAUGCGUUUGUUAUGGAUCGUAUACAAAAGCAUCUCCCUUAGUACCCGCGUGAAUGAUCUGUGAAUAACCGAAAACAAUCACACAGUAUAUUUUCAUGGCAGAAUCAGAACAAUAGUUAUGUGAAUAUAAAUCAACACAUUAACAUUCAACCCGUCACAACAACAUUCUGGCGGUUGACACCGAUGUGGGAAUACCUAUGUACUUGUAGACACUUUGGUCUGUGAAGUGUCAAGGGGUAAAUAGUUUUUGCCCAACUGAAACCCGUUACUCCCAUUGGGAAAAGGUGCCUUUCUAAACAAUCCGAACGAAAAAACAAACGAAAGUUUACACAAGUAAAAUGGAUAGCAGAAACAGGCGGCGACAACUCGGCGCCCCCUGCCAUUGUCUUCGACCGCUUAUACGGAUAUGGGGUGUUGCCACAGCGAUUGUGGCCUUUGGAGUAGGGGUGGACAUUAUGGUGCACGGAUAUCCCGCGGGUGUUUAUAUCAUAGUUGCUUCCGCCGUCAUAUUUCUUUUAGAAAUCAAGUGGCUAUUCAUACUGUUCAUCAAUCUGCUGUGUACUAGCCAUGACUAUUCGGAGGAUUGUCACAAAUGUUGGAACGUGUGUAGAUUUUGCGGCGGUUGGCGCCUCUCGUUUCCAUAUGUGGCCAUAGGCGUCGCACUGAUAAUGUGGCCCCAUAGGCUGUGGUUGAGUCCCGUGGCCGGUGGGCAACUGAUUGCGCUAGCGUUGCUACGAUUGCUCACCCUAUGCCAGUUCCGAUCAGGUGGAAAGGACGAGGAGCUGCUAACACAUUUUGAUGAGCAUGUCGAUAAAUACGACCAUCUCUCCGACGUCCUGGUGGAUGAUUCGAUGCCCAAACCUGGCCAAAGCCUGGAGGAUGACGGUGAUGAUGAAGAUGACACUGAUCGUAAUGUCGCCAACGGAUCCAUUUGACAGGACGAAGAUGCUAGUGGUAAAACAGUGGCAGCGGCGGAGGCACCUAGUAAAAAAUCGUUUCGAAAAAGCAUGAAUCAAAGCUAUGAAAAAUUGGAAGAUGAUUGUGAUUGUGAUGUGAUCAAAUAGAGGCGGGAAGCGAAAUCAACCACCGGGAAAAGGUAGUACUUCAAGAAAAUUUGCCUAGAAAAUGGAUGUAAAUAUAAGCACACAUUCAUACCUAACAUGUUCACAAUCACAAGCGGCAACUUCGAAUGAUAAGUUGGAAUCAAUCCAGCAUUGCUAUAGGUUGCUAUAUUGUCAAACAAGAUAUCAAAUUAUAGCAUUCAUUAGUCGAUUGGCCAUUACAGCUGUUGUAAAUAAAAUAACAAAUUAACUUUCUAUAUGAGAAAGGCAUAACGCAAUUAUAUUAUUACUUAUUUAUUUACAGUGGGAUUUAUUAUAAGAAAUUCAUUAAUUAGGUUUCGGUUCGAAAGAGUCAGUGCUAAUUGAUUUAUAUUUAU